AUGGAUGAGAAAGGAAGAAACGUUAUCGUUUGUGACAACGGAACUGGUUUCGUCAAGUGUGGAUAUGCAGGCAGUAACUUCCCCGCUUUCAUAUUCCCAUCAAUGGUCGGCAGACCGAUCAUCAGGGCAGAGAACAAAAUUGGAGAUAUUGACGUUAAGGAUUUGAUGGUAGGCGAUGAAGCAUCGAAGCUGAGGUCUAUGCUCGAAGUCAGCUAUCCUAUGGAGAAUGGGGUUGUCCGCAACUGGGAGGAUAUGUGUCACGUCUGGGACUACACCUUUGGGCCUAGCAAAAUGAACAUCGACCCUAAAGAAACAAAGAUAUUGCUGACAGAGCCCCCCAUGAACCCUACAAAGAAUAGGGAAAAGAUGAUUGAGGUAAUGUUUGAGAAAUACGAGUUCGACAGCGCAUACAUCGCUAUCCAGGCUGUUCUCACGCUGUACGCCCAAGGACUUAUCUCUGGAGUCGUUGUGGAUUCAGGUGAUGGUGUCACCCAUAUCUGCCCUGUGUACGAGGAGUUUUCACUUCCACAUCUUACCAGAAGGCUGGACAUCGCUGGCAGAGAUAUCACCAGAUAUCUUAUUAAGUUAUUGCUCCUCCGAGGAUAUGCCUUCAACCACUCGGCAGACUUCGAGACAGUACGUAUGAUGAAAGAGAAGCUGUGCUACAUUGGGUACAACAUCGAUCAGGAACAGAAACUGGCGUUGGAGACCACUGUGUUAGUUGAACCUUAUGUGCUCCCAGACGGUCGAGUGAUCAAAGUGGGUGGUGAGAGGUUCGAAGCGCCAGAGGCGUUGUUCCAGCCUCAUCUAAUUAACGUCGAAGGUCAGGGCAUCGCAGAGCUCGUCUUCAAUACCAUACAGGCUGCCGACAUAGAUAUGCGUAACGAGCUCUACAAACACAUAGUGCUGUCUGGAGGCUCCACCAUGUACCCUGGACUACCCUCCCGCCUCGAGAGGGAGAUCAAACAGCUGUACCUUGAAAGAGUGCUCAAGAAUGAUUCUGAAAAACUUGCGAAAUUCAAGAUACGCGUCGAGGACCCUCCGCGCCGUAAAGACAUGGUGUUCAUCGGUGGUGCUGUGCUGGCCGAGGUGUGCAAGAACAGGGACAACUUCUGGCUCUCCAAACAAGAAUAUCAGGAACAGGGUCUGUCCUGCCUGAGGAAGCUGGGAGCCCGCGCCAGUUAA
Arctia plantaginis is the source of this 1185-nucleotide messenger RNA. The record is from the annotation of a GenBank genome assembly. Lineage: Eukaryota; Metazoa; Arthropoda; Insecta; Lepidoptera; Erebidae.